Messenger RNA from Gigantopelta aegis, 810 nucleotides. RefSeq names its product vesicle transport protein GOT1B-like. Gene Ontology annotation, biological process: endoplasmic reticulum to Golgi vesicle-mediated transport; retrograde transport, endosome to Golgi. The transcript has 7 exons. Gene Ontology annotation, cellular component: endoplasmic reticulum; membrane. The record is from RefSeq and is a predicted model, not a curated record. Bases 124 to 546 code for a protein of 140 amino acids. NCBI's taxonomy places the organism in Eukaryota, Metazoa, Mollusca, Gastropoda, Neomphalida, Peltospiridae.
AGAAAAUGCAAAAAGUGACAACGUGACAGAAAUGUUUUCUUAGAGUUAACACAGUUAGAUUUGAUUCAGUUUUAUAUAUUUUACUAUAGAUUUAAUAAGAGUAAUAAUUAGUAGUUUUUCAAGAUGAUGCAAAUUACUGAUUUUCAGAAAAUUGGUGUUGGUUUGGCAGGAUUUGGAAUAGCUUUCCUCUUUCUUGGUAUUUUGUUUUUCUUUGACAAGGGUUUACUCGCUAUUGGCAAUAUACUCUUUGUUUCUGGGUUAGCAUUUGUUAUAGGACUAGAAAGGACAUUCAGGUUUUUCUUCCAAAAACACAAAAUAAAAGCCACAGGUUUCUUCGCUGGAGGAAUAAUAAUCGUGCUGAUUGGCUGGCCAGUUAUAGGCAUGUGUCUAGAAAUGUAUGGAUUUUUUCUUUUAUUCAGUGGGUUUUUCCCAGUAGCAGUGAAUUUCCUGAGACGAGUACCUGUUGUGGGCACAAUAUUGAAUUUACCUGGAAUACGCACUGUAGCGGACAAAGUGGGAGAGUCUAAUUCAAUGGACAAAGUCUGACACAAUACAUAUCCUCCUGCAACAGAAAAACUACGAUCCUAAAAAAAUAUAUAUGCAUGUAUUGACCGUUAUAUGCUCGGAAAAUAACUCGACGGCAUCAAAGUGAAACACUCAUCAUAAUGUUGACAGUACAUCAGCAACCAUACACUUUAUAAUGAGCAGUCUGUGAAACUGUUGAGAAUGAAAUGUGAUCAUCAACACCUCGAAUAAUACUAUCAUCUGUAGUUAAAAUAUUUAAUGAAUAAACUUUUUUUCUUUCGAAAA